Dicentrarchus labrax (European seabass) is the source of this 5792-nucleotide messenger RNA. RefSeq names its product synaptosome associated protein 91a (gene snap91a). The record is from RefSeq and is a predicted model, not a curated record. Gene Ontology annotation, molecular function: clathrin heavy chain binding; SNARE binding; 1-phosphatidylinositol binding. Gene Ontology annotation, cellular component: synaptic vesicle; extrinsic component of presynaptic endocytic zone membrane; clathrin-coated pit. NCBI's taxonomy places the organism in Eukaryota, Metazoa, Chordata, Actinopteri, Moronidae. Gene Ontology annotation, biological process: synaptic vesicle budding from presynaptic endocytic zone membrane; clathrin-dependent endocytosis; clathrin coat assembly.
UAAAUUAAUAAUUAAAUAAACAAGAGGAUGUAAAUCCGCUGAGAGCACCGCCAUCCAACGAGCCGGGUUGAAGCGCGCAUCGCCGGGGCUUGCAGGCUGACGGUGGGCCGCAGCAGAGAGGAAGAAGUCCAGCAGGGGAGGAGGAGAAGGAGGAGGAAUAAACCGCCGCACUGGAUGGUGGGGGAUGAUGAUGUUGCCAGCCAGGGCCUGAUGUUCCCCUGCACGCCCCGCUGAUACACAGGGACUGUCGGACUGCUGCUGGUGGGGAGGAUUAUCCAGGAGGCUGGAGGAAGGGAGACAGGGAGGAGGGGGGAGGAAGCAACGAGCAUCAUCCGGAGAGGAGCGUUUUGUGUCAGGGAGGCUGGCCGAGAAAUAACGCGGAACAGUGAGAAAUUGAUCUAAAAGAAAAGGAAUAAGGCCAAAAUUAAAACCCGGGAUAGGAUUCUGCAGCCCUGCUUAACUUCUAGACUAUCAGUCCAUGAUUGUUCCAGAAACGCGUGCAGAGCCAACACUACUGAGUGGGAACCAGCCAGUUCCAGCACUGCUGUCCAACUCUACUGCAAUCCAAUAGAAAGUCACACUGCUGUUUCUCUUCUAGUCCCGUGUUUCUGUGCUGCUUCCGAGGGCAGCUGGGAUUACUUAGGCCGGUCGGUCAUUUCGGUGUGGGGGGGUAGGACCAUAUUGGACGCUUGAUAGUCGAGGUAGAGCUCCACAGAGAGAAGAUGUCGGGUCAGACGCUGACGGACCGCAUCGCCGCGGCUCAGUACAGCCUGACGGGAUCCGAGGUGUCCCGAGCUGUGUGUAAAGCCACCACACACGAACAGACCCCUCCAAAGAAAAAGCACAUGGAAUACCUGAUCCAGGCCACCCAGGAGACCAAUGUGAACGUCCCCCAGAUGGCCGACACGCUGAUGGAGAGGGCCGGCAACGCCAGCUGGGUGGUGGUUUUCAAAGCCCUGAUCACCACACACCACCUCAUGGUGCAUGGCAAUGAGAGAUUUGUGCAGUUCCUGGCGUCUAGAAACACCUUAUUCAACCUCAGCAACUUCCUGGACAAAACUGGCUCCCACGGCUACGACAUGUCCACGUUCAUCAGACGCUACAGCCGCUAUCUGAACGAGAAGGCCUUCGCCUACAGACAGAUGGCUUUCGACUUUUGCAGAGUCAAGAAAGGAGCUGAGGGAGUGAUGAGGACCAUGUCAGUAGAGAAGCUGUUGAAAGGAAUGCCCACCCUGCAGAGCCAGAUCGACGCACUGCUGGAUUUUGAUGUGCAUGCCAAGGAUCUGGACAACGGAGUGAUAAAUGCCUGCUUUCUCCUACUCUUUAAAGAUCUGAUCAAGUUGUAUGCCUGCUACAAUGAUGGCAUCAUUAACCUGCUAGAAAAAUUUUUCCAGAUGAAGAGAAGCCAGUGUAAAGACGGGCUGGAGAUCUACAAGAGAUUCUUGACACGAAUGACUCGGGUUUCAGAAUUCUUCAAAAUUGCUGAGCAAGUGGGAAUAGACAAAAAUGACAUACCUGAACUAACCCAGGCCCCAGAAAGUCUUCUGGAGUCCCUGGAGACCCAUCUUAACACACUGGAGGGGAAGAAGCCGUCACCUACUAAGCAGGAUGCAACAGCCAACAACAGCUCGCCGGCUGCUGCCGAUGCGCCGGCCAAACCCGCACCUCCCGCUGCCACCGGCGGGCCCCCUGCUCGCCCCGGGCCACCUGCCAAACCUCCUCCACCCUCUGUCACCCCCACCGCACCAGCCCGCACCACCACUACAACUACCAAUGCUCUCGAUGAUGGCUUCUUGUUGGAUCUAGACCCCAUGUCCUCCUCAUCAGCAGGGGGCACUGCAGUGACUUCCUCCAUGACUGGAUGGGGAGAUCUCUUGGCUGAGGCAACUCCCGCUGCCUCCGAUGAAGCCUCUGAAGCUCUCCUGGCGGAGGGAGAGUCCGCUGACGCUGAUGCUGAAGCUGCUGCUGCCCCUGCAGCUUCCGCACCCACAACCGCCGUCACUGCCGCUCCCACUGCCGCUGCACCGGCUCCCGCCUCUCUGCCUGUCUCAGCUCCCGCCACCACCUCAGCCACAGACCUCGAUCUUUUCGGAGAUGCGUUUGCACCUUCCCCAGGAGAUGGUCCUGCCGCCGUGGCCGCGGGCCCCGCUGCUGAUGCAUUUGGUGGAUCUGACCCCUUCGCUACGACGGAGGGGAGUGCGGACAUUGCUCCAGAGCUGGACCUGUUCGCUAUGAGGCCCACCGACACGGUGUCCACCACCAUCACCCCUCCCACCUCUAGUGAGGCGCCGACCAUCGUCGUCCCCAUCGCUGCCCCCGCUGCCCCCACCCCUUCUUCCACCACCACCACUACCACCACAACCACCACCGACACCACCACCACAGAGUCUGCAGCCGCUCCGACUCUAGAUAUCUUUGGUGAUAUGUUUGAUUCUAUGCCUGAGCAAAGCCCUACCACAGAAUCCAAAGCUGCUACCACUCCUAGCGUAGACCUUUUUGGUGCAGACCUUCCUGCUGUUUCACGCGGGCCCUCACCUUUGCCCGAGCCGGUUCCGACUGGAGACAUCGUGACCGAUUCCUUCACAUCUCCAGCUCCUGUUGCUGCUCCUGUUGCUGCUCCUGCUGCAGCUCCCGUCCCAGAGGUCUCCUCUCCACCCAAAGCAGCAGAGCCGGCACCUGUCAUUGACCUGCUGGACUCCUUCGGCAGUCCUGUGGAGGAGACACAGAGUGUUGCUCCUGGAGGGCCCGGAGACGACCUGUUGGGAGGCCUGAUGUCCCCCACGCUGGCUCCCACUGCUGUCCCAGCUCUGGCUCCAGCCUUGGCUCCUGCCCUGGUGCAGAACGACCUCCUGGAGUCGGGCUUUGACGCUCUGGGCUCCCUUACCUCUCCAACACCACCUGUACCUGCUGUAGUGGCAGUAGUACCAAUAGUACCAGCUGCACCAGAACCAGCAACCACCACACCGGCGCCCUCUGGUGGCUUCGAUACUUCAAUGUUGGGGAUUGGAUUAGGUGAUUUGCUGAUGCCCGCCGUAACUCCCCAGAGCACUGGUGGCAGCACUGCUGGAAGCACAGCAGGAAGCAUGGGGACUCCUGUCGCAGCGGGAGGCAUUGCAGCCGCUCCCCCCGCCACCCCACCUCCUGGCAAAACCAUCGGAGGAGACCUGGACUCCUCACUGGCCAACUUGAUUGGAGACCUUGGAGUAAAGAAAAAGGACCCACAGAGUGAGAAGAAGCUGACAGGAGGUGCCAACUGGAUGCCAAAGGUAGCUCCCACAAGCUGGGGUACACCAGGAGCCCCCAUGGCUGGUGCGGCCCCUGGAGCUCCUGGGGCACCAGGAGCCGCUCCACCUGGUGCAGCAAUGGUGCCACCAAUGAGUGCACAGCCUGGCUUUGGCAUGCCUCCUGCAGGAGGACCUGGAGCUCCCAUGAUGCAACCCAUGAUGGGGCAGCCUAUGAUGGGACAGCCCAUGAUGAGACCUCCCUUCACUGGGGUGGCUGGAGCUGCACCCGGAGCCGCUGCACUUGGAGCACCGCUUUCUCCAGGACUUGCAAACCAGAGCCCCAAAAAGCCCAAGGACCCUCUGGCAGAACUCGACCUCAAGGACUUCUUAUAACGCUCUAGCUGCUUUCUUCUCUGGAGCAGGGCCCUCUCACCUUUAACCUGGUGUCUGUCAACAUCUCAGGAUGCCAGCGAUGUUCAGCUACUCAACCUUCUAAGAGCCUCUUUUUCUCCACCCCGCCCAUCAACACCCCACCCUUCUCCUGUGUGAUGUCGUAGCACAAACUGUGAAAGUGAACCAUAGCGGAUUAUAUAUAUAUGAGAAAAAAAAAGUGUGCUUAUGUAGAUGUACUAAUCUUUUGUCUAAACAAAAUCACUCAAAACCCUGACAAAAAAAGUCCACAAAAGUAAGUGAGAGAAAGUGAAGGCGUACGUGUUUAGAUUUCUUUCUUGUGUUGAGUUGAAUGAUGGAUGUGCUUUGGUGUCCUAAGCUCCACCCACUGCCCCAUAUGUGUCCCCGCCUCCUUGUGAAGGGGGAGGAGCUCUUCUUUGUCCCUCUCUGAUUGGAUGGGAGUGGUUAACGAAGCCCCGGUAGAUUUUCGGAGAAACAUGUUGUGUGUUGUUUACAGGGGUCCUCUUUGAUGUACAUAGAUUUCUCUGGUGAGGAUUACGUCUAUAUUCUGUAUGUCUGUUGAAGAGAAAUAUAAAUGUGAAUCUGACAUGAAAUUGUAAGAAGUCGUGUGAGUAUCCUUCUAUUUCCCGUCAUCUUUUGAAAGUAUUUGGAAACAAAUAUGAAUACUGCUAUAUGAUUAAUAUACUGUAUAUUAAGGAACAACUUCUAUGGGCUUCUGAAUCAUACCAGACCAGGAAGUGAUUCUUUUUGUUUGUUUCUUUUUUUACUCGUGGCUCAUUUUUCUAUGUUUCUUUUGUCUUUUGUCCAUGUUAUUUUUAUGUUCUGUUUAUUUUAGAAUAAUCCUCCAGACUGCUGUCCACAUUUCCUGGCAUUGCUAUUAAAGAACAUAUCUUACAACUUACUUCCAGAUAAAAUGCUUUAGUUAUUCACCUCAGAGGUUAACUUAAACUGUCCCUCAAUAUAACUGUACAAGUGUCCACCUGCAGUCUUGGCACUACCUAUGUGGAUAUGUCUGUUGCCUGUGCUUUAAUUAUAACUAUGACCUGGUCAGUAUGGUUAUUUUUGUACUCAGAGUAAGUUAUUCCAUUGCCAUACCAAACUCUAUGUUCAGACAGAUCAAAUUGAAACAAAAUUAAGUCAUGUUAACUUGUGGUUUGAAAUGGAGAGCAAAGAGGACUUUGCUCUAUUUUAGCUGUGACUUAAAAAUGCCAUUGCAAAAGUCAGAACCAAUCAGGAACAUAUUAAAGGAACCCUGUUGAGUUUUUAUUUUUUUUUUCAAAAAACAAAAGAAAUCUGUUUACAUUCAUUGUUUCUCCCAAAAUAAAGCUUUGUGUGUAUCCUUGAGGCCCAAAAAAUGUGUGGAAUCCAUUUACUUUCUCUUAAAAAACACUUGAAAAGACGAAAAAACUUUCGCACCUACAUUGUUUACAAACAAAACAUGGGCCUGCUCAUCAAAAAAACAGCUUCAUUGUGCUACUAGUGGUAAAAAACUCCACAGGGUACCUUUAAGUUCCAUGUUACCUGUUGCACCCAGUGCUGUUGGACAAAGUGACAGUGUGUAUGUCUGCACUGCUGCUUUGACAAUGUUACAGCAAAUUACCUAAAAGUGAAAACACUUAGAUUUGACAAUAAAUUCACAUUUGAUUGUUGUCCGAACAUAAUUUUUGUUCAAAUUGUUCAUUUGAUUAUUGCUGACCUUUGGCACAUUGUCAAUUGAACAGUACAUAUUGUAAGUGGCCACAUGGGAGUCAUGUGUACAGCGUGGAAAUCCACAGGAGGCCACUGUCCGUCUAGCCAUGAUCUUGUUUCCCAAAAGCAUCUUAACAUAAAGCUCCUCUGACCCUGCAGACUUACAAUGGAAUCAAUAUGUUGAUUUGCAUUUGAAGAGCUUUAUGUACCAGAGGUCCCAGUCCUGUGCUGUAAACCAGACUGAUGUGAAGCUUACUCUGUAUGUUGUCAUUUCAGUGGACUGAAUAAGCAAUUGGUUGUGAGAACCUGAUGUGAUUCAGAGAAAAUAAUGGAAGAUUAUUAACAUUUUUCAUGACAGAAUUAUUAAAAUGGUAUUUUUGUUUAGUUGUAAAUUUAUUUUAUUUUUUGAUGACCCUCCCCAGUGCAUGUAAGCCCUUUGAGGUGCAAUAAAUUCAAUGAUGGAUUGAA